This is a messenger RNA of Aspergillus steynii IBT 23096, 986 nucleotides long. RefSeq names its product sulfotransferase family protein. Bases 95 to 949 code for a protein of 284 amino acids. The transcript has 2 exons. Lineage: Eukaryota; Fungi; Ascomycota; Eurotiomycetes; Eurotiales; Aspergillaceae. The record is from RefSeq and is a predicted model, not a curated record.
CCGGACUUUCAUGAUGAGGCGGGCUGCAAUUCAUUGGGCCACGUGGGGCUGACCUCCUAAAGAACCACAACCCAGACCCUACACAUACUCCAUCAUGAGCUUCCUCCCAGACCGGCUCCUCCACUGGGUCUACGGCCUCCCUGCUCCCUCCACCAAACGCCAUGAACCAAUGCAAGUCCUGGCCGUCGGAAUCUCCAGAUCAGGGACCGAUUCCCUGCGCGAGGCCCUCCACAUCCUCGGAUACAAGCACACCUACCACGGCUUCGACUCCAUCCUGCCUCCAUCAUCACUCGAAGCAACCUACCGUCUCUUGCAGAAGAAAUACACCACAUCGCCCACCUCUUCCCAGGGCACAAACAUGAAACUAACCACCUCAGACUUCGACACCGUCUUCGGCCACUGCGUCGGAAUCAGCGACCUCCCCGCUGCCGAGUUCGCUCCCGAGCUGAUAGCAGCAUACCCCGAGGCGAAAGUCAUCCUGAACACGCGUCGCGAUCUCGACGCCUGGUACCGCAGCAUGGAGCAGACGAUGGGGUACUUCGACGCCAACCCGGUGGACUGGGACUGGGUGAAGAGCUGGUUCGACGCGGACUUGUUCUGGACCCGGCACGCCAUGUGUCGCACGCUGAUGCCUAGGUUCUUUCGGGGGAGUUUUCGAUCGAAUGGGAAGUGGGUGUAUGAGGGGCAUGUUGCGAUGGUGAGGGGGUUGGGGUUGGGGGAGGACAGGUUGCUGGAGUGGUCGGUGGAGGAUGGGUGGGAGCCGCUGUGUAAGUUCUUGGGAAAGGAGGUGCCGAGUCGGGAGUUUCCGAGUGGGAAUCCGCCGAGGGAGUGGGUGGAGAGGAUUGCCAGGACCAUGGAGGGGCAUCAUCGGAGGGCUGUGAGGAAUUUGGUUGUUUUUGGGGCGGUUGUGGGGGUGGUGGUUGCGAUGUUGGUGGUUUACGUUGUUUGACACAGCCUAUGAUGGGAUUGAUGGGAUGAGAUGGUUU